Molecule: messenger RNA, 3562 nt
Organism: Cyprinodon variegatus (sheepshead minnow)
Lineage: Eukaryota; Metazoa; Chordata; Actinopteri; Cyprinodontiformes; Cyprinodontidae
Product: NACHT, LRR and PYD domains-containing protein 5-like
Molecular function (GO): protein binding
Source: RefSeq, a predicted model, not a curated record
UCUAAGGACACAAUGAUGCUGAAAGCCAGAAGUGGGGCUUGAACCAACAACCCUUCGGUUGAAGGGGUAAACCUCAACCGAAGCAAGACCAAUGCCACAAUUGCCUACUUUUACCAGUGGCAAUAGUGUGAAAAAAGAUGAGCACAACUGUUUUAUGUCUUUCUAUCAGUGGCUAGAGGUGACUAGAUUUAUGCUAAACUGCAAUGUUUCUGGUCUUGCUUAUUUUGCCAGUUAGAAUUAUGCUUCAUUUCAUAGAAAGCACUAAACUAUUUUGAUUGGUUUUUGCGUAUCAAAUUUGUUAAAAUCUACAAAGUAGCUCAUGUGUUUGUUAACUUUUCUGUUUGUAGUUCACUUGUAAAAGGAAGCAGAUCUCCAGCUCUCAGCAAUCUGUCCAUGAGGAGCGAUCGAUCCAUAGAGGCAGUGCCUGAUUUUGCUGGUGAAACAGCUCCAAGCCAACCAAAGCAAUGUUCAGUCUGUAAAGAGGCUUUAAUAGCUGGAGAGUCGUGUCAGUCGUCUUCAACAUCUGAUGAAUUUUGUCCAAAGUGCCAAAAAACAACUCCAGAAACACAUGGUGAAGGACUCGAUUUAAAACUGAAGAAGAAACUUCAAAAAGAAAUGCAAAGGAAAUUCUCAGUUACAGCUGAGGGCAAUGGUGACCCAAACAUUUCACUGAAAAGUAUUUACACAACUCUCUACGUGACCAAAGGAGAGAGUCUUUCUGAUGAGCAUGAGUUUAGACACCUGAAAGGCACUCUUAAAAAGCAGUCCUCAGAAGAUUCCUCAGUGAACCUAACGGAAAUGUUUAAAUCUUUAGCGGACCAAGGGAAACCCCACAGAACGGUCCUGACAAAGGGAGUUGCAGGCAUUGGGAAAUCAUUUGCUGUUCAGAAGUUCAUAGUUGACUGGGCUGAGGAGGAAGCAAACCAACACAUUGACUUUGUUUUUUGUCUUGCUUUUCGAGAAUUGAACCUUGUUAGGAAGGAAAAAAGCCUCAAUGAGCUUCUGAGUGAUUUUCAUCCAGCUCUUCAAUCUCUGGAAGAUCCUCCAGAUUAUACUAAAGCAAAGAUAGUAAUAAUCCUUGAUGGUCUGGAUGAAAGCCGACUGAAGUUUAACUUUGAGAACAAUAAGACAGUGUUGUCUCUGUCAGAUGUAACAUCUGUAGAUAACCUGCUUGUAAACCUUAUCCAGGGUAACCUCCUUCCUGAGGCAAGCAUCUGGAUAACGUCCCGUCCAGCAGCAGCCAGUCAGAUACCUGCAGAGUACAUUGAUUUGGUGACAGAAAUAAGAGGGUUUACCGAUGAUCAGAAAGUGGAAUAUUUCCAAAGGAGAUUUGGUGAUGAUUUGGGUUUUGCUGCGAGGAUAAUAUCACAUAUUCAGUCCUCUCAGUGUCUGGAUAUCAUGUGCCAGAUUCCGAUCUUCUGCUGGCUUUGUUCGGUCUUAUUCUCAGAGGUCUUUGGUGGAGAUGAGAAAGCUGAAAUCCCUCAGACUCUGACAGAGACGAUGGCACGUUUUGUUUUUGCCCAAACAAAACGUAGAAGCAGAAAAUAUGAUAAGAAGAGUAAGACCCACAUGGAGAAGCUUCUGCAGACGCACAAAGAGUUUCUUUUAAAACUUGGGAGGCUUGCAUUUUUCCAACUUCUAGAUAAUAAUCUAAUAUUUUAUGAGGAAGACCUGAGAGACAAUGGAAUCGACACAGAAGAAGCUUCUAUCUAUUCUGGUUUUUGCAACACGGUUCUCAGAGAAGAAAAAGUUUUCUACCAGAGAAAGAUCUUUUUCUUUGUGCAUCUGACCCUCCAAGAGUUCUUUGCUGCACUGUAUGUCUAUGAAUGUUUCACAACCAAGAACACCAAAGAGCUUGUAGAAUUCCUUAAGUUGGAGGAAAAAGAUUAUGCUUUAGCUGACCUUAUAAAGAUGACUGUUGACAAAGUUCUUAAAAAGAAGAAUGGUCACUUGGACUUUUUCAUGCGGUUCUUACUUGGCCUGAUGAUUGAACCCAACCGAAGACCUCUUCAGGGCAUGUUGACAUCUGUUGACCCAAAUGAAGAUGCAGACAAGAAAGUCUUAACUUACCUGAGAUCUCUCCGAAGAAAGAACCUGUCUCCAGAUAGCUGCAUCAAUAUCUUCCAGGCUUUGGUUGAGAUGAGAGAUCAUAAACUCAAAGAUGAGAUCCAAGAAUAUCUUCAACUGGACAAUCGUUCAAAGAAAGAGUUGACUCCCCUACAUUGCUCUGCCCUGGCCUACAUGCUGCAGGUGUCCAAGAAUGAACUGGAGGAGUUGGACCUAAAAAGUUACAACACAACAGAUGAAGGCAGAAGGAGGCUCAUACCAGCAGUGAGGAGCAGCAAAAAGGCUGUUUUAAAAGACUGCAAGGUGACUGCAGAGUGGAUUGAACACCUGGUCUUUGGUUUAAAGUUCCCAUUUUCCCCGCUCCGAGAUCUCGACCUGAGCAACAAUGAUUUGAUGGAUUCAGGUGUGAAGUUACUCUGUGGCGGGCUGUCGAGUCCCUGCUGCAAACUCCAAGUAUUAAGGUUAUCUGGCUGCUGUAUCACAUGGACGGGGUGUGAAUAUCUGGUCUCAGCUCUCAAGUCCAACCCCUCCCACCUGGUGGAACUGGACCUAAGCUACAACCAUCUGGGGGAAACAGGAAUCAAGCUAAUUUCUGAGCAAUUUAAACAACAAAAACUCAAUUUUAAACAUGAUGGAAGUAAUCGGACGAAACCAGGAUUCUUAAAGUAUGCCUGCAAACUUACUCUGGACUCCAAAACUGCACACAAGAAUCUGCUUCUAUCUGACGGGAACAGAAAGGUGACCUGGGUAGAGAAAGAGCAGCCCUAUCCUGAUCACAAAGAAAGGUUUGAGCACUUCGCUCAGGUCCUGUGUGAACAGGGCCUACAGGAGCGCUGCUACUUUGAGGUGGAGGUGGUGGAGCCCUGCACUGUUGGCCUAGCAUACAAAAGCAUCAACAGAAAAGGAAACACAGUGGACCACAGGUUUGGGAUGAAUGAAAAGUCCUGGUCCCAGAGUUUAUCAGGACAUGGUUCCUACAUAUGGCAUAAAAACAAUGGUAUAUUUGUCUCCUCUUUGCGCUGCUCUCGUGUUGGAGUGUACCUGGAUUAUGAGGCUGGCAGCAUAUCUUUCUACAAAGUUUCUAAUGACAGCCGCAGUCGUCUUCACACCUACAAAGAUCUGAGGUUCAGUGAGGCCCUCUAUCCCGCUGUUGAACUUCAUCCUCAUUCUUCUGCUUUUUUUUGUAAGCUAACAUUACAUAAGGAAAGUGCAAAGCACAGAGGGAGGAGAUGGACGAGUUUCUUUAAUCUUAGGGCUGUAAUAUUCCAAAGUAAGAAUUGGAUCUUCCCUUAUAUCCAAUAUUACAACUAAAAAAGAUCCUAUAUUUUUAGAUAAUAAAAAAUAUAUUUAGAAAAAAAAAACCUCCUGUAUUGUAACAAUUAAAAACUGACCUGCUUUGACCCCAAAGGGAGACUCCCAUCCCUGUGAGUUUGUUUAUUCUUCUGUAGAUGCAUUGCUGUAUGUAAAUAGUUCAUGAUUAAACAGAGUUUUGAUU